Messenger RNA from Microcebus murinus (gray mouse lemur), 2332 nucleotides. The record is from RefSeq and is a predicted model, not a curated record. Lineage: Eukaryota; Metazoa; Chordata; Mammalia; Primates; Cheirogaleidae.
AUGGAUGUCAUGCUUGAGGAACUACGCCACCUGUGUCUGUGGUGUCUUUUUGAGCUGCUGCUGCGGCUGCUGCUACAAGCUCAGGUGUUGGAAACCCUCAAUGAGUUUAGGCUUAAGGCCCACUAUCAAGUAUUCGCGGUCCCAUUUGGAUGCUGGACAGGAUGUUUGUGUCUUCACCUGCCAGGGUAUCUAGUUGCCCAACCAGAUGUGAUCUUCAGGUUGGGACCAGGAGAAGAGUCCUGGAUGGCAGAAAGAGGGACCCCAGUGCAGAGCUGUCCAGAAGUCUGGCAAGUUGAUGAGCAGAUAGAUUACUACAAGGAAAGCCAAGACAAACCUCUGUGGCAAGCUGCAUUCAUAGACAAGGAAACACUGAAAGAUGAAAGUGGUCAAGAAUGUAGAACAUGUAGAAAAAUCAUUUAUCUGAGCACAGACUUUGUUUCUAUAAGACAAAGACUCCCUAAAUAUUACUCAUGGGGAAGGUGUUUAAAACAUAAUUUAAACAUUCUUAGUCAAAAUAGAAGCUAUGUAAAAAAGAAAGAGGAUGGAUGUAAGGCAUAUUGGAAAUUAUGCUUCCAUUCUAAUCUUGAUAAAGCUCAGCCUGCAGAGAAAAUUUUUGACCCUAAUCAACAAAGAAAAGCCCUCCACCAUAAUCGAGCCCUUGAUAAAAGUCAGAGAAUUCAGAGUGGGGAGAAACUCAAUGAAUGUGCUGAAUGUGGAAAAGUGUUUAUCCAGAGAGCAAACCUUAUUGUACAUCAGAGAAUUCACACUGGAGAGAAGCCUUAUGAAUGCUGUGAAUGUGCAAAAGCCUUCAGCCAGAAGUCAACCCUCAUAGCUCACCAGAGAACUCAUACGGGGGAGAAGCCCUAUGAGUGCAGUGAAUGUGGGAAAACCUUUAUCCAGAAGGCACUGCUCAUUAAGCAUCAGAGAAUUCAUACAGGAGAGAGACCCUAUAAAUGCUGUGACUGUGAGAAAGCCUUCAUCAGGAAGUUAACUCUCAUAAAACAUCAGAAGAGUCAUACAGGGGAGAAACCUUAUGAAUGCAAUGAAUGUGGAAAAUCUUGCAGUGUGAAAUCAAGUCUUAUUGUACACUACAGAACUCAUACAGUAGAGAAAGCCUAUGAAUGCAGAGACUGGAAAAGCCUUCACAGUGGGAAGACAUCUCUCAUUAAACAUCAGAGAAGUUUAGGAGGUGAAACCUAAAGCCUACGAUAAACCUUCAAGUUGGAUGUGUAUAUCCAUUAUUUAUACAGUAGUGCUCCCUUACCUGGAGUUUCCCUUUCCAUGGUUUCAAGUUACCCAUAAUCCAAAAAUAUUAAAUUGAAAAUCACAGAAAUAAUUCCUAAGGUUUAAAUUACAUACCAUUCUGAGUAUUGUUAUGAAAUGUCACAUCACCAUGCUCUAUUCUGCCUGGGAUGUGGAUCAUCUCUUUGUCUAGCAUAUCCAUGUUGUAUGCCUUGCCUGCCUGUUAGUCACUUAGUAGUCAUCUCAGUUGUCAGACCAACUGUCAAGGAAUUACAGUGCUUAUAUUCAAAUCACCCUUAUCUUACUUAUAAUGGCCCCAAAGCAUAACAGUAGUGAUGCUGGCUAUUUGGAUAUUCCAAAGAGAAGCCAUAAAGUACUACUUAAAGUGAAAAUGUGAAAGUUCUUUGACUUAAAAGAAAAGUUGUAUGCUGAGGAUUCUAAGAUCUAUGGUAAGAAUGAGUCUUAUAUCCAUGAAAUUGUAAAGAACAAAAAAGAAAUUUUGUGCUGUCACACCUCAAAUUGCAAAAGUUAUGGCUACAGCACAUGAAAAUUACUUAAAGUGGAAAAGGCGUUAAAUUUGUGGAUGGAAGACAUGGAUAGACAUGAGUUCCAACUGACAACAAUCAGAUUCAGUACUAUCUACAGUUUUAGGCAGCCACUGGUGAUCUUGGAACAAUGGAUAAAGGACAUUGUGUGCAUUGUUAUAUGAUGCAGCAAAGGAAUUCAUUGAGAGUAAUCAUGUAAUCUAAGAUACAUCAGAAAGGCUUCAGAUAUCAUUUAGCCUUCAUUAGAUUUAAAACACAAAGUUACAAUAUUCAAAGCAUGCAAUAAAUGUGAUAAAUUCUUUACCCAUGAGUUUUUUAUUUUUAUAUAUAUUUUUGAGACAAAGUUUCACUCUUUCACCCAGGCUGGAGUACAGUGGUGUGAUCAUAGCUCACUGUAGCCUCGAACUCCUGGGCUCGAGCAACCUUCCCUCGUCAGCCUGCCAAGUAUGAAUAGCUGGGACCAGACACACACCAUCAUGCCUGGCUAAUUUUUUAAUUUUUUGUAGAGACAGGGUGUUGCUAUGUUGCCCAGGCUGGUCUCAAAC